AUAGUUAAGUAUAGUGAGUACGUGAGUACAGUGGGUACCUUCCUGCGCUAAAAUCCAAUAAAUUUAUAAAUAAUUUAUAACGAUCCGACAAGGCAUAUUUAUCCAGUAAAUGAUGUAUAAUUUACACAACGCGAUACAUUUAUAAAUAGACACUACUAAAGUUAAUUUAAUUACUAGUUUUGAAUUCUCAAGGUGUGAAGUGACAGGUGCAUUUACGCCCCUUUUGAUUUUUAUAAUGACGUCAUAACAUUGUUUAACCGAAUUCUUAACCACAAUCGGAUGCGUAUGACAGAGAUAUCGACACCACUACCCUUUCGAAUAAAACGAACGUACGAUUUAAAGGUAAAAUGUCACAGACGGCCUUACCACCAGGUGGAAUGGAACGCAGCAUUCACGAAAUGCUCAAGGAUGCUCCAUCCCUCAACGAGAGUGAAAAUGCUGUACACACGGGAACACCACCACCUCAUGUCCCAAACAAUCAUACCACUGGCCCACCGCGACCUGCCACCAUUAAUUUACCCGUAGGCAGUCCAACGUCACAAAACUCAGUGACGGUAACUACUCCUAGUUCACCGCUUCAGAAUGGUGAUGCUCAUACACUACGCCCUGCUCAAAGCAAGAUUGAAAGUAUUAGAAACUGGAGUAUCUCCACUUAUAAGUGCACCAAGCAAUUGAUGUACGAGAAACUUGGUAAAACAUCGCGCACAGUCGAUUCUGAGCUCGAAGCCCAGAUUGAAGUCUUGAGGGACACGCAGAAAAAGUACUGUAACGUAUUACGAUUAUCAAGAGCCUUGGCAUCUCACUUUCAUCAUGUUGUACAGACCCAGCAUGCGCUAGGUGAAGCAUUUUCAGAGUUAGCACAGAAAUCGCCUGAACUGCAAGAAGAGUUUCUUUACAAUUCAGAAACGCAAAGAAACCUUACUAAAAAUGGAGAAACACUUCUAGGGGCCUUAAAUUUUUUUGUCUCGUCCGUUAACACUCUCUGUAACAAAACAAUUGAGGACACACUGCUAACUGUUCGUCAGUAUGAAACAGCAAGGAUAGAAUACGACGCAUAUAGAACGGAUCUGGAAGCACUGGCACAAGCAGCAAAGACAGAUGCAAGCAGUGCAGCUAAGAUGGAAGAAGCACAAACAAAUUAUGAACAGCAUAAACAGAACUUUGAAAAGCUUCGAGCUGACGUCUCUAUCAAACUAAAGUUUUUAGAUGAAAACAGGAUCAAAGUAAUGCACAAGCAGUUGCUGCUGUUUCACAAUGCCGUGUCAGCUUAUUUUUCUGGGAACCAAACAGCAUUGGAGGCCACAUUGAAGCAGUUUAACAUCAAAGUUAAAUCUCCUAAUUCUUCGCUACCGUCCUGGCUAGAGCAGUAGAUGUACAGGUUGGAAACGUCCGAUUGUUAUGCCUAUGAUGAGAUAUCUACAUCAGCAUUCCUCGUGCCAGACAAUGAGAUAUAUUCUCGUUUGCCAGACCCUUUCAGUUGAAGGGAAAGCUGUGCCAUAUACCAUGCAGUAAGGUCCAAUGAUACAUAUAGGUUAAAAAAUAUAAAACUUAAAAUAAUAUCUGGAACACAAGUGAAUUCUAUUUUAAUUUGACGUGAAAUUAUUCAUGUCACAAUUAUCAAUAAUCUUGAAUUCACCGUUCCAAGCCAUAACAUGCUAUGCUCAUAUCUUGAACUAGUAUUUCAGGUUGGUAACUGAACCUGUAACUUUUGAAGUGGUGAAAUACGAUGAGGAUACUUUGCUAGGAAUGCAAGGAUUUACAACAGAAAAUAGUGUACAAUUUCCAACUUUAAAAUUAAAUUUUUUCAAGUGACUAGAACUAUCAGCAAGACACAUUGUAAAAAGGAUUAAAUAUUUAAACCUGAAUAAUCGACAAUUCUAAAAUCUGAUGUCUUAAAAAUCAUGACAUUCAAUAUACCUCGGGUACGAUAUAUUUUAAUAAAUGACAAUAGUAAUGCUUAAUGACGUGAUAAUAAUGAUCUAUAUCUCUGUAAUCUUUUUUAUUUUGUGUCUGUUGCAACUUGGUGUAUUUGUUCUUGCUCUACAUUUCUAUUGUGAUAAAAAAAUAGCGCAUGAAACAUUGAUUAUAUUAUUUUGGAUGCAUUAGUAAUGAUAUUAUAUUACUGAAUUUUUUUUAGAUUUUGCCUAGCCAUUUUCUUCUAAUCUGUUGCGAUCAUGAGUGAUAAAAUAAUCAGACCAUUUACUUAUAGUCCGGUCAAUUUAGACAUAAAAAUAGUGAUCGAACCACAAUAAUUCCGACAGAGCUGAACUUUGGUCGAGACCUUGGGUUUACCAUUAUAAAGAAAGAUAAAAAAUUCCCCAUCGAUACCAUGUGUGCUAAAAAAGUUAUUCAAGGUCAAACGUCAAAAUUUUUGGUUUUUUCGAUUUUUCUCGUUAACGGUUAAUUUUAUCAAAAAAAUAGCUUAAAGUAAAAUUGUAGAUCAUAAAAUUAUCCACAAAAAUGGUCUCUAUACUUUUUUUCCUAAGAAUCGUCAUUUCUGAGAUAUCGCGAUUCUGAAAGUCGAACGAGUUACAUUCCAUAUAAUAUGCACGCAUAU
Messenger RNA from Neodiprion virginianus, 2557 nucleotides. RefSeq names its product arfaptin-2 (gene Arfip). The coding region runs from base 348 to 1370 and encodes 340 amino acids. Gene Ontology annotation, cellular component: trans-Golgi network membrane. Gene Ontology annotation, molecular function: protein domain specific binding; phospholipid binding. The record is from RefSeq and is a predicted model, not a curated record. The transcript is spliced from 7 exons. NCBI's taxonomy places the organism in Eukaryota, Metazoa, Arthropoda, Insecta, Hymenoptera, Diprionidae. Gene Ontology annotation, biological process: regulation of Arp2/3 complex-mediated actin nucleation; intracellular protein transport.